Synchiropus splendidus (mandarinfish) is the source of this 9709-nucleotide messenger RNA. RefSeq names its product BRCA2 DNA repair associated (gene brca2). The record is from RefSeq and is a predicted model, not a curated record. The transcript is spliced from 27 exons. Gene Ontology annotation, biological process: regulation of DNA-templated transcription; double-strand break repair via homologous recombination. Lineage: Eukaryota; Metazoa; Chordata; Actinopteri; Syngnathiformes; Callionymidae. The coding region runs from base 174 to 9527 and encodes 3117 amino acids.
GUUUUCCUCUCAUGCUUAGCAGCUAGCGAGCUAACACGUAAACAUGAGAGAAGUUCUCUCCAUUCACUGCUUUUCAGGAUGUGACUAUGUUCUUAGGUCGGUGCGCAAGUGUGAGACGUUGUCGGCCGUCAUGGAUCAUUGAAGGAAUGUAACUUUCUCACCAAGCACCAGGAAUGAAUCCUUCACUGGACAACAUGCUCGACCUGCUGACACAGCACAUGUGGAAAGAGCUGGGACCCUUGGACCCAAACUGGUUUGACACACUGACAGCUGAGCCUCAUGCAGUGAAUGAUCCGGACGAACUGUGUGCGAACCAAGAGGGUCAUUUUAAAAUCCCCUUCAACAUCUCUGCCACUGAGAGUCAGUUGUUCUCCACGCCUCGAGGAUUUAGACACGCUCACCUUUCAUCAGUCGAAACUGAGGAGGAAAGUGAGAUUGACGCGGAACCAGGAAAAGCGUUUUGGACAGCAAAAAGCCCUGAUCUGUAUGAGGCUCGUAAAAGAGACCCCGUUUUAAAACAUGGAGUUAACAUCCAGCUCCAGUCACAGGACGCCUUCAAUCUGCUUCAGACGCCGCAGAAGCUGGAGACAAGCUACACCAAAGCCAUAUCUGAAAGCCUUGGCGUGAAUGUUCAAGCUGAUAUAUCAUGGAGCAGCUCCUUCAACACCCCACCUGCAGUGCCGUCCACGCUGAUUCUGUCACACCCAGAAGAAAGUCCUCGUCCUAUGAGUCUGUCGGAUGAAAAGGGCGUUGUGAUUGUUCGCAAGCUUUUCCCUUCUCUUUCAAAUUCAUCCAGAGUCGGACCCUCGUCGCCAGCCAACGCUCCGUUUGAAAGAGAUGCUGAACCUACCCGGAGUGUCGAGCCCCACAACUCCCCCGACGUGGAACGUGACCACAGUUAUUGUGACUCAAAACAGAAAUCUCCAGCGGCGAACCAAGAUGAAGAUUUUUGUGUCUCUGAAAACACUCUGGAUGCAUUUCUCCCAAACAACAGUUCUUCACUCAUAGAGGUAAAGGCUGCCAAACGAAACAAAGUCGACAUGACGGAGGUGCAGCGAUGCAUCGCUCCGCUGACUGAACUGGAAGAGCCAGACAGUGUUUCCACAAAGCCCAACAAAGCUCCGGAUUUGAAAAGCCCCUUAAAAUCUCAAGAUGGCAACACUCAGUGGUCCCCUCUGAGUCUAUCAGGAGUCACACUCUCUGCUGGAGAGACAUGCCACAAUCCCACUGCACGAGAAGGAAAUGGCAGCGUAACAGCAGCUGUCAAACAGAAACCACCUUUAAGUUUCACUCACACUGGAUCUUCAAAGAAAAAGAGGACAUUUAUUUACACUGUGAAGCAAGCAGCAGCGCAAGCGGAAGAAAAACAGACUCCCUCGUGCAGAAUUGACUCCUCACUAGGUCAGGAUGUCACUGCUAUUCAUAAUCCACAUCCCACAGCUGAACUAGAAUGUAGCACAGUUAGAAAUGCAGUCGCUGAAAGAAGCUGUGAAAUGCUACCACCUGAUUCCACCAUUGGAAAUAACCUUCCUCUCUCGGCCCACGUCCAGGACUUUGACAUGUCGCAGCUCAAUAGAGUGUUCGCACAAGACUUCAGUCAGAUGUUGAGCAUUUGUAAACCACAUUCAGCAGCAGAGGGCGACACUCAGAACGGCUUCUCUCCAUCACUGUGUCUGAAGGCUAUAAGGCUUGCAAAGCAGAAAGCCAGGCACUCAAACUUUGAUGCAUCAGAUGCUGGGCUUACCCCCAAAUCUAAAGAUCAUCUGAGCUGUGUGACUCAUGAGCCAAGCAUUGCAGACAGUGGAUUCCAAUCUGUGGCUCCAGAUGUCAGUUUCGCAAGCAACAUGCUGUCUGCUGGGGAAACCAGUCAGAGUAAAACGUCAACAAUGAAUGGAGAAGGUUUUCUCAGGGAUCCUAAGUUGACCUGUAUUGGUAAUGAAGGUGAGGCAUAUUCCACCAGCGAAGCAUCAAUGUCAGGAUUCAAAACGGCCUCCAGUAAAGGAAUAAUAAUUUCAUCAGCCAACGUUGAGAAAGCCAAGCGUUUAUUCGAGGAGUUUGAAGGUGAGACGUCACAGCUUGGAGCUCCACCCAUGGAUUGCAUCAGUGUUCCUAAAGAUCAAAGAUCAGGUGAACCCCAAAUGUCAAACCGUCUCAAUCAGAAAUGUCAAUUGACUCCUUCACAAAAAGCUGACGUGACUGAGCUCUGCUCGCUGCUAGAAGAAGCCGAAAGCCAGUUUGAAUUCACUCAGUUUAAAGCCGCCAGACAACCGUGUGAAGAUCCCGAGGCGCCACUUGAUGCUGACUUUCUGUCGGGUAUAGAUUUUGAUGACAGCUUCUCCUCAGAACAAGAGAAGCCUGUGAUAGCAGAACGUUCCAACAUGGCGCCUCAUCUGAGUGCUUUCAGGAGCGAAGCCUCUCCUCUCAAGUCUGGAUCAGAAACGAACGGGCCUUUAGUGAGGGCUUCCAAAAAAUGCUUCAAAGAAGCUAAAGCUUUGCUUCAGACUGUGAAAGAAGACUCUCAUCACAGUUUACCGACAAGGAAGAGUGACAAUCAUGUCAGCAGUGGUGAUUUGUUAGGACAGAAAAGUUGUGCAACCAAAGAGAAGCACCACUCACAUGGCUCACAUGGGUUUCAAACAGCCAGCGGGAAAGGAAUUUCAAUUUCAGCGAAGGCCUUGGAAAAGGCAAGUGCCUUCUUCAAGGAUCUCGAUGACACGGUGUCUGAGGAAGUAAGGAAAGCAAACACAUGUCUGGUGAACCCACGGCCUGGAUCUUCUGAUGUGAAAAAAGAACUGGAGCUUGAUCCUUCUGAGGAGGCAGUUUCUCACAGACAGGAGUCGUCAGAUGGAAGCCAAAAUCCUACCCUGAAGAAUUUCACUCCCUGCACCUCGGUCAGUGUUGGAUUCUCUACAGCCAGCGGGAAAAAGAUUUCUGUCUCAGCGUCUGCCAUCAGUAAAGCAAAAAGUCUUUUGGAUGAGGUUCAAAUGGACGGCAACUUCAAUGAGCCACCAAGAUCGGAAAACAGGAGAAAUGGAACACAUGCAUCAAGUGGGUUUCAGACAUCUGCUGCUGAAGCUGCCGCGGAUUCAUCUCUGCCAGUCGACAAACAGAAAUCCUUGUUGAAAGAUUUCACUGUCAUAGAGGAAGAAAAAGCCAGCACCGUUGAAGCCUCUGAUCCCACCGACUGUUCAGGUCAGUUGGACAGCUGGAAGCAAGUUGGACUCUCCGCUACAAAGAAAAUAUCUAAUGACAUUUCAGCAGGUUCAGACACAAAAGGGAGCAAUGAUACGUCUCAUAUUCAUUCCAACAAGGAGCGCUUUUGUGAUUCUGUGACAGCUUUUGAUAAAAAUUCAGUGAAAGCAAAUGAUCUCUUUAAAGAUUCCAAUGGUUUUCCAGCGACAGAAAUGGAUGGCAUUGAUGAAUUCUUCAACGAUUCGGAGGGCAUGGAUGUCCUGGACUGUGGAAGGAACCACGUAGAGGAGACAGGACCGACGCUUGCAGACAACAAAGAUGCUGUCAGUGGACGCCUGGCGCUACAAAGCGGAUUACUGGCCGACGAUACCAAACGUGAUGAUCCAUCUCUGAGCUGUGGAACAGAAGCUUCCGUGUCAGAUGAAGUCAUUUUAGCCGCCGUCACCCUGGACGAUGCGAACUUGCAGUUUGAGAAGACAAAUGGUCAAAGAGCUAAAGCUCCACAAUACGGUGGAUUCAAAAGUGCCAGUGGGAAGAGUGCUACCGUUUCAGCCGCAGCCCUCCAGAAAGCAAAAUCUCUUUUGAACAACCUUGAAGAUAAACUCGACCGUGGUGAGGACAGACCAUAUAAACCAACAGUUGCGCCGGUGAUGGCGCCCCCCUCCAUGUCAUCGAUAAAAGGAGGCUUUUGUACAGCCAGUGGGAAGAAAGUUACCAUCUCAGAAGAUGCACUGAGGAAAGCAAACGCCCUUUUUAAGGACAUUGUUGAUGAGGAAGUCUGUGAAGAGUCCAAGCAUGUUGAAGACACAUUACCACCACAAAAAGCUGGUGGUAAUGUGGAGUCAAACAGGAAGGAAAUCACAGGUGUAAUUGGAGAGGAACUGAUUUUUAAAAAGCCACUUUCUCCUCCAUUGCUUGGAUCAUCAACGUCAAACAUCAAAGGAGGGUUUCAAACAGCCAGCGGGAAAGGAAUUUCAAUUUCAGCGCAGGCCUUGGAGAAGGCAAGUGCCUUCUUCAAGGAUGUUGAUGACACGGUGUCUGAGGAAGUAAGGAAAGCAAACACAUGUCUGUUGAACCCACAGCCUGGAUCUUCUGAUGUGAAAAAAGAACUGGAGCUUGAUCCUUCUGAGGAGGCAGUUUCUCACAGACAGGAGUCGUCAGAUGGAAGCCAAAAUCCUACCCUGAAGAAUUUCACUCCCUGCGCAUCGGUGAGUGUUGGAUUCUCUACAGCCAGCGGGAAAAAGAUUUCUGUCUCAGCGUCUGCCAUCAGUAAAGCAAAAAGUCUUUUGGAUGAAAUUCAAAUGGACAGCAACUUAAAUGAGCCACCAAGAUCGGAAAACAGGAGAAAUGGAACACAUGCAUCGAGUGGGUUUCAGACAUCUGCUGCUGAAGCUGCCGCGGAUUCAUCUCUGCCAGUCGACAAACAGAAAUCCUUGUUGAAAGAUUUCACUGUCAUAGAGGAAGAAAAAGCCAGCACCGUUGAAGCCUCUGAUCCCACCGACUGUUCAGGUCAGUUGGACAGCUGGAAGCAAGUUCUGUCUGAUGACAUUUCAGCAGAUUCAGGCACAAAAGAGAGCCAUGAUACAUCUCAAAUUCAUCCCAACAAGGAGAGUUGUCGUGAUUCUGCUUUUGAUAAAAAUUCAGUGAAAGCAAAUGAUCUCUUUAAAGAUUCCAAUGGUUUUCCAGCGGCAGAAAUGGAUGGCAUUGAUGAAUUCUUCAACGAUUCGGAGGGCAUGGAUGUCCUGGACUGUGGAAGGAACCACGUAGAGGAGGCAGGACCGACGCUUGCAGACAACAAAGAUGCUGUCAGUGGACGCCUGGCGCUACAAAGCGGAUUACUGGACAACGAUACCAAACGUGAUGAUCCAUCUCUGAGCUGCGGAACAGAAGCUUCCGUGUCAGAUGAAGUCAUUUUAGCCGCCGUCACCCUGGACGAUGCGAACUUGCAGUUUGAGAAGACAAAUGGCCAAAGAGCUAAAGCUCCACAAUACGGUGGAUUCAAAAGUGCCAGUGGGAAGAGUGUUACCGUUUCAGCCGCAGCCCUCCAGAAAGCAAAAUCUCUUUUGAACAACCUUGAAGAUAAACUCGACCGUGGUGAGGACAGACCAUAUAAACCAACAGUUGCGCUGGUGAUGGCGCCCCCCUCCAUGUCAUCGAUAGGAGGAUUUUGCACAGCCAGUGGGAAGAAAGUUACCAUCUCAGAAGACGCACUGAGGAAAGCAAACGCCCUUUUUAAGGACAUUGUUGAUGAGGAAGUCUGUGAAGAGUCCAAGCAUGUUGAAGACACAUUACCACCACAAAAAGCUGGUGGUAGUUUGGAGUCAAACAGGAAGGAAAUCACAGGUGUAAUUGGAGAGGAAUUGAUUUUUAAAAAGCCACUUUCUCCUCCAUUGCUUGGAUCAUUUCAAACAGCCAGCGGGAAAGUUGUUUCAUUUUCAUCUGCUGCUCUCAGGAAAGCCAGAUCUCUGUUCAGCGACUGUGAUGAUGAAGAUGAAACCAAGUCUGGUCAAAUGAAGAUGGACAAAGAGAAGAUUCAAGACUCCUCAUUAUUUGAGUCGCCUUUCAACCAUGGCGUCUCCACAGCUGCUGGCAAGAAAGUAUCCGUGUCCAACGAAGCCAUGGAAAAAGCUUCACGUUUAUUAAAUGAUGGUCAGUUUCAAGACGACCGUCUCAAGCGUGACAAAGAUCUCUUGCUUCAGGGUGGAUUUCAGACAGCCAGUGGGAAAGGAGUUUCCUUUUCGACCGCUGCUCUCAAGAAAGCAAAAUCCCUUUUUAGCGAGUGUGAGGGAGAUGAUGCUUCCCACUCAGCGGAUUUUAAACAGGCAGGAUUCACGGCAGCGAGUGGAAAGCCAGUGGGAUUCUCUGCCCAGGCUCUCCAGAAGGCUAGAGCACUCUUUGAUGACAUCUGCGUGGAGAACAUGAGUUCAGUUGAGGCUGUAGAUGGGAAGCACAAAAGUGAAGACGUUGAGGGCGUUGAGUCCACCAACACAGCUGUUCUUCUCACUUCAUCUGUGUCCCUCACAAAGGAGGACCGAACUGCCAGUUUCCCUGGUGUUCAAAGCUCUACCAAACCAACCAGUGACAAGUCUCUGGUCGUCUCACUCAACCUCAAUGGCUGCUCAGAAACGCAGCAGGAGUUUCUGGCUCAGGAAGCGCUGGACUGCACCAAGGCUUUGCUGAUGGACGAAAGCGACGCUGACCUGUCGAUGACCUUGGAGAAUAUGCCGCCGCAACAGAGGAAAGCUGAGCAGGAGGAAGGGUUUUCUAAAAAGAGGUUUCGAGAGGAGCAGGGUGUCACUGAUGCUCACCCUCCUCUGAAGAGGAGAUUACUGGAGGAAUUUGACAGAACUGUUGACGCUUCCCGGGGAUUUGAUCUGCGUCCAGAAAAACAUUGUCCAACUGACAGGAGAGUUUCCCAGCACAGUGGUGCUCUCCAUCCAUACGUCUCACAGCCUGACCGGGAUGGAAAAAACUAUUCCGAGUCCAAUCUGCAAAGCUCCACCGCGGUAGAUGUCGAAUCAUCUGUGUCCUCAUUUGUUCCUCCUUUUUUUAAAAACACAAAGAAAGCUGUUGAAAGGAACUGUAGGAGCACCUCAGUCCCACCUGCGUUCGUGCCACCAUUCAAAAAACACAGACCUCCAGCUCAGAUUAAUCCGUCUGCAGCCGAGGAGGAACUCUGUGGAGCAGCCAUCGGAGUGAAGCAUUUUCAACCACCUGCUAAAAAGGUAGAAAUGAAAGCAGCCUCUAAAGCUGGAAACAUAAACAAUGAAGUCGCCCACUCUGUGCAGAGAGAGCCAGAGACUGGUCCUUCAGACGUGACGCUUGAGAGCAUCCAGCUGGCUCAGAGCAUGCAGGAGAUGAGGAUCCGCAAGAAGAGAAGACAAACUAUUAGACCUCAGCCCGGCACUCUGUUCACGACCCGGACCUCUGGAGCGCCGAGGCUAACGUGGAAAACCGCGGUGGGUGGAAGAGCUCCUGCGAAAUACGUCGCUCACCAGCUGUAUGAGUAUGGUGUCGCCCCACAUGUGGCUGAGGUCUCCAGUGAAAGUGCAGAGUCCUUUCGCUUCAGUCUGCAGCACUUCCUGAAGCAGGAGGCGUUUAAAGACAACGGGGGGGUUCAGAUCGCAGACGGCGGCUGGCUAGUCCCCUGCAGGAACGGAACGGCAGGGAAAGUGGAGUUCUACAGAGCCUUGUGUGACACCCCGGGUGUGGAUCCCAAACUCAUAAGCCAGGAGUGGGUGUUCAAUCACUACAGAUGGGUGGUGUGGAAGCUGGCCUCACUUGAGAGAUCGUUCCCUCAAACCAUGUGCAGCCGCUGUCUGACGCCCGAGCAAGUUCUCCUGCAGCUCAAGUACAGGUACGAUGUGGAGGUGGACAACAGUCGGCGCCCGGCUCUGAGACGGAUCAUGGAGAAGGACGACACAUCUGCCAAAACUCUGGUCCUCUGUGUGUGCGGGGUGGUCAGUAGGGGUCACUCUCCUGCCAAACAGAGAGUCAGUGAGGUCAAAGCUCCUCAGGACGGGAGCCGCUACGCAGUGGUGUGGCUGACCGACGGAUGGUACUCCAUCAAAGCCCAGCUGGACGAGCCUCUCACCGCCAUGCUCCACAAAGGUCGGCUGGCGGUCGGAGGAAAGCUGAUCAUCAACGGAGCUCAGAUGUUGGGAUCGCAGGAGGCUUGUUCUCCUCUAGAGGCGCCAGAGUCGCUCAUGUUGAAGAUAAGUGCCAACAGUGUUCGACCUGCCAGGUGGGACACCAAGCUGGGAUUCUACAAAGACCCUCGGCCCUUCACGCUCCCGCUGGCUUCUCUCUUCCACAACGGAGGGCCUGUAGGCUGUGUGGACGUGGUGGUGCUCAGAAUCUACCCGACACAGUGGAUGGAGCGGACGAAUGGUGGCUCGGUUGUGUUCCGGUGUGCCCGAGCGGAGGAGAGGGAGGCCCGCAGAUUCAGCACCCACAAGGAGAAGGCCAUGGAGGUUCUGUUUGCAAAGAUACAGGCUGAUUUUGAAAAUGAGGAGAGAGCAAACAAGGACUCCAGAAGAAGAACCAGACCUGUCACCCGUCGGGAUCUAGAGAGACUUCAGGAUGGAGAGGAGCUGUAUGAGACUGUGGGGGACGACCUUGAGGCGCGUCUGAGUUCUCAACAGCUGGAGACCCUGCAAACGUACAUGCGCUCUCUGAUGGAGAGGAAACAAGCUGAGCUGCAGGACCGGUGUCGUCGCGCCUUAGAAGAGUCAGACAAGAAAGACGGUGGCUGCCCCCAGCGCGACGUCACCCCCGUGUGGAGGAUCUCCGUCGCCGACUGUCUCAAUCCCACUGGCCAAGUUUUCCAGUUGAGCUUUUGGCGACCUUCCUCUGACCUCCAGUCUUCACUCAAAGAAGGCUCCAGGUACAAAGUCCUCAACCUCAUGACCUCGGAAGGAAAGAAGCGUGUCGACUUUGCGCCUGUUCAGCUGACGAGCACCAAGAAAACACAGAUUCAGGAAGUGCAGACGUCUGAACGCUUGUUAUCCACAUGCUUUCGUCCGAGAGUUUGUGUGAGAUUUUCCGACCUUCAGAACCCGGAAUUCACUUCUCUGUGUGGAGAGGUUGAUCUUACUGGGAAGGUUGUUAGCGUCGUCGAUCCUCAGGGUCCCUCACCUGCGUUUUUUCUGGCUGACCCGGAGCUGAACUUCAUCAAGGUGCGCUGCUUUAGCAGCCUGGCGGAGUGUGGUGUGGCAGAGCUGGUGAAGCCAGGUGUUCUGUUGGCGCUCAGUAACCUUCUGCUACGAGGACAAUCCAACGUUCCUACCCCAGUUGUUUACUCCGGGGAUCUCACCGUCUUCUCCACCAACCCCAAAGAGCCUCACCUUCGGGAGUCUAUCGAGCGACUGCAAAACCAAAUUCAGGAUGACUUCUCCCUGAAGGCAGAGGAGAAGCUUUCCACACUGAUGAACGGUCCCAGGUCCAUUUCAUCUCCAGCUCCGCCACUCACCGCCUCUGUGUCACACGCCGACGUCAAGACAGGGAUGCCUGUCAGAGGCCUUGGCUCCGUCACACCUGUGAGUCGGACCCCGGCGCCGGCCACGUCCUCAGAGAAAGACCCUCGAUCCUUAAAGAGAAGACGAGCUCUGGAUUACUUGUCUCGUAUUCUGUCUCCCCCUCCUUUGUCCCACCUGGGUUCUCUGUCAUCGCCGUGUGUCAAAAAGACAUUUAACCCUCCUCGCAGGUCCGGGACCCCCAGCACUUUCAGACCUCCACACUCAACAACACACAGCAAACCUGUCGUGGCUCCAGCGGAGGACGAGUGGGUGAACGAUGAAGAGCUGGCUAUGAUUGAUACUCAGGCGUUACUUUGAUGAAUAUCUCACCUGUAUGAAUGUUAAGUCUGUGUACUGUGUUUUCUUCUGUUCACCAUUCUGCUGUCUUGUGUCCAGUAAUGUUAUUACUGCUGAUGUUUGAUAAGGUUUGUGUUUUGCAGUGAAGGAAAAACAAGAUUUGUUGGUCACAGCGCUGUUAUAUUGUCUAUAUGUAAACAUAA